This is a messenger RNA of Hemicordylus capensis (graceful crag lizard), 4414 nucleotides long. It is a transcript of the gene WASHC5, whose product is annotated as WASH complex subunit 5. Gene Ontology annotation, cellular component: WASH complex; endosome. NCBI's taxonomy places the organism in Eukaryota, Metazoa, Chordata, Lepidosauria, Squamata, Cordylidae. Bases 581 to 4057 code for a protein of 1158 amino acids. The transcript has 30 exons. Gene Ontology annotation, biological process: regulation of actin nucleation; actin filament polymerization; endosome organization. The record is from RefSeq and is a predicted model, not a curated record.
UGAUGCGGUGCAAGAGGAAGGCUCUGCACUGAUGGCUGCUUGCAGGGUUGCUUUUCGCCCUUUCCUUCUCUUUCUCCCUUUCCUUUCUCCAGCCGCGUCUCACUUCUUGCCGCUCCAGGAGCUACUCUGACAAGCCUCCUACGUUUAAGGGAUCACCCUCCUUUCUCUUGAACCCGCAAGCUGGGAAGCAAGAGGAAAAGUCUGCGGGGGUCCCAGUGCAACUAGGAUAACAUCACCAAGACCUGGAAAUGGCUUAAGAAUGGUAACUUGAAGAAAGAAACAGAGGGUUUAAUACUGGCUGCACAAGAACAGGCACUCAGAACAAAUGCAAUAAGAGCAAAAGUCAAAAAAUCCACCACAAACAGCAAGUGCCGCCUUUGUAAAGAAGCAGAUGAAACAGUGGACCACCUAAUCAGCUGUUGUAAAAAGAUCGCACAGACUGACUACAAACAAAGGCAUGACAAGAUUCGUGAAUGGAACACCCAGCAAUGCAUCUUUCUUCAGAUACCUUUAAGAGUGAAAACACAGAAUCAGAUUAAAAAUAUAUUGUUGAACAACUGCCACCCUCAUCAUCAUCAUCAUGUUGGACUUUCUAGCUGAAAAUAAUCUCUGUGGGCAGGCAAUUCUUCGAAUAAUCUCUUGUGGAAAUGCUAAUAUUGCUGAACUUCUGAGAUUGUCCGAGUUUAUUCCAGGUGUUUUCCGACUCAAAGACAAGGCUGACCAACAGAAAUAUGGGGAUAUCAUCUUUGAUUUCAGUUAUUUCAAAGGGCCUGAAGCAUGUGAGGGGAAGCUGGAAGCCAAACCUGACCUGCAGGAUUUAGAUGAUGAAUUUCGUGAAAACAACAUUGAAAUCUUAACCAGAUUUUAUCUGGCUUUCCAAAGCGUUCAUAAAUACAUUGUUGAUUUAAACAGAUAUCUGGAUGACCUGAAUGAAGGGAUUUACAUACAGCAAACCCUGGAAACGGUGCUGCUUAAUGAGGAUGGAAAGCAGCUGCUAUGCGAAGCCCUUUAUUUGUACGGUGUCAUGUUGCUGGUCAUCGAUCAGAAAAUUGAAGGGGAGGUCCGAGAGCGAAUGCUUGUUUCCUACUACAGAUACAGUGCUGCCCGUUCUGCUGACUCCAAUAUGGACGACAUAUGUAAGCUGCUUCGGAGCACUGGGUAUUCGAGCCAGCCUGGAGCAAAGAGGCCUCCAAACUACCCUGAGAGCUACUUCAGCCGGGUACCCAUAAGCCAAACCUUCAUCAGCAUGGUUAUUGGCCGCCUGAGGUCAGACGACAUCUAUAACCAGGUCUCUGCGUAUCCAUUGCCGGAGCACCGCAGCACUGCUCUGGCUACUCAGGCAGCCAUGUUGUAUGUGACGCUUUAUUUCGACCCAUCUGUUCUUCACACUCAGCCAGCAAAAAUGAGAGAGAUUGUGGAUAAAUAUUUUCCUGAUAACUGGGUCAUUAGCAUUUAUAUGGGAAUCUCUGUGAAUCUAGCAGAAGCCUGGGAACCUUACAAAGCUGCAAAAACAGCUCUGAACUACACACUUGAUCUUUCCAACGUCAAGGAGCAGGCGAGCAGGUAUGCUACUGUCCGGGAACGCGUCCACAGCCAGGUGCAGCAGUUUCUCAAGGAAGGCUGCUUGAGAGAGGAGCUGGUGCUGGAUAACAUUCCCAGACUGCUGAACUGCUUAAGAGACUGCAAUGUGGCAAUCCGGUGGCUGAUGCUUCACACGGCAGACUUGGCUUGUGACCCAAAUAAUAAACGCCUUCGCCAAAUCAAGGACCAAGUCUUAACAGAUUCCAAAUACAAUCCCAAGAUCCUCUUCCAGCUUCUCCUGGAUACAGCCCAGUUUGAAUUCAUCUUGAAAGAGAUGUUCAAGCAGAUGCUGGCAGAAAAACAAGCAAAAUGGGAAAGUUACCAAAAGGAAGGGUCCGAAAGGAUGGCUGAGCUGGCAGACGUCUUUUCAGGUGUGAAGCCCCUCACAAGAGUGGAGAAAAACGAAAAUCUGCAGGCCUGGUUUAGGGAAAUCUCCAAGCAAAUAAUGUCACUAAAUUACGAUGACUCCACUGCAGCUGGCAGGAAGACUGUGCAAUUGAUACAGGCUUUAGAAGAGGUUCAAGAAUUUCACCAGCUGGAAUCCAACUUGCAAGUUUGUCAGUUUCUUGCUGACACUCGUAAGUUUCUCCAUCAGAUGAUCCGUACCAUCAACAUUAAGGAAGAGGUUCUGAUCACCAUGCAGAUAGUAGGUGAUCUUUCAUAUGCCUGGCAACUCAUCGACAGCUUCACAUCUAUUAUGCAGGAAAGUAUAAGGGCCAACCCAUCUAUGGUAACCAAACUCAGAGCCACAUUUUUAAAGCUGGCUUCGGCUCUUGAUAUGCCACUGCUUCGUAUCAACCAAGCAAACAGCCCUGACCUGCUCAGCGUAUCUCAGUAUUAUUCAGGUGAACUGGUUUCCUAUGUAAGAAAGGUUUUGCAGAUCAUCCCAGAGAGCAUGUUUACAUCCCUCCUUAAGAUUAUAAAGCUGCAGACUCAUGAUAUCAUUGAAGUGCCUACCCGUCUGGACAAAGACAAGCUGCGGGAUUAUGCCCAACUCGGGCCUCGAUAUGAGGUUGCUAAGCUCACACAUGCUAUCUCAAUUUUCACGGAAGGUAUCCUAAUGAUGAAAACAACACUGGUCGGGAUAAUCAAGGUGGACCCAAAGCAGCUCCUAGAAGACGGAAUCAGGAAAGAGCUGGUAAAACGAGUUGCCCUAGCCCUGCACCGCGGACUCACCUUCAACCCUAGAGCCAAGCCCAGUGAACUCAUGCCCAAACUGAAGGACAUGGCAGCUACCAUGGAUGGAUUCCACCGUUCCUUUGAGUACAUUCAGGAUUAUGUCAACAUUUAUGGCUUAAAGAUCUGGCAGGAAGAAGUGUCGCGAAUUAUCAAUUACAAUGUGGAACAGGAGUGCAAUAACUUCCUCAGGACAAAGAUUCAAGACUGGCAAAGCAUCUAUCAGUCCACUCAUAUCCCAAUACCAAAAUUUGCACCUGUGGACGAGUCUGUUACGUUUAUAGGUCGGCUCUGCCGAGAGAUUCUGAGGAUCACAGACCCAAAAGUUGCAUGUUACAUUGACCAACUGAACACCUGGUAUGAUAUGAGAACUCAUCAAGAGGUGACCAGCAGCCGCCUGUUUUCUGAGAUCCAAGACACUUUAGGCACAUUUGGCCUUAAUGGCUUAGACAGGCUCCUCUGCUUCAUGAUUGUGAAAGAAUUGCAGAAUUUCCUCAGGAUGUUUCAGAAAAUUGUGCUGCAUGAUAGAGGCGUACAUGAUGCACUGAAAGCUCUCAUGAACUUUGUCAGCCCUCUGAAGGGAAUUGUGGCCAAUUGUAGCAAAGUGUAUUAUCCAGCAGUUGCCAAAACUCAGAAAAUAUGGGCUGCUUACCUUGAUGCAAUUAUGAAGGUUGGCCAGAUGCAGAUUUUAAGACGUCAGAUAGCCAAUGAACUGAAUUAUUCCUGCAGAUUUGACUCUAAGCAUUUAGCUGCAGCACUGGAGAACCUUAAUACAGCCAUCCUUGCUGACAUAGAGGCGCAUUAUCAGGAUCCAUCACUUCCUUACCCUAAAGAAGAUAACACUCUUCUGUACGAAAUCACAGCCUACCUGGAGGCAGCUGGCAUUCAUAAUCCAUUGAAUAAAAUCUACAUAACCACAAAGCGAUUGCCAUAUUUCCCCAUUGUGAACUUCAUAUUUCUGAUUUCCCAGUUGCCAAAACUACAAUACAAUAAAAGCUUAGGCAUGGUGUGCAGAAAGCCAGCAGACCCGAUCGACUGGCCCCCUCUGGUGCUUGGGCUGCUCACCUUGUUGAAGCAGUUUCAUUCCCGAUACACCAAACAGUUUUUGGCUCUGAUUGGCCAGUUUGUUCGUUCAACGAUGGAACAAUGCACAAGCCAGAAGAUACCUGAAAUGCCAGCAGAUGUUGUGGGUGCCCUUCUGUUCUUAGAAGAUUACGUUCGUUAUACGAAGCUCCCACGAAGGGUUGUUGAAGCCCAUGUGCCUAACUUCAUUUUUGAUGAGUUCCGGACAGUUCUGUGAAUGCUAGAAAAUUUCAUGGCCCCAGCAGAAAAUGUUAAGCAAGAACUCAAGAGGAGUUGGGAAAAGGAAGAAAACAGCACUUCAGAACUGCUUUUUAUUUGCGCCUUGCAGAACUAACUUCAGCUGCAUGAAUUUAGCAUCAUCAUUGGCACUAACCCUUAUACCUAACCCUAUUUUAAAAUCAUGGCAUCACAUUCAGUUGAUUACUUGAUAAAGCAAUGUGCAUUUUGUACUUAACCUGUAAUGUUGAACACAAUUCCUUAUGUUCAAGAUCAUUUAGUUUAUGUUCUUCGUCAGCAGUUUGUGGACACAGAAUGGCAUUUUGUACAGGCAAUUAAAAAAUGACAUUGAAGGAGA